CUCGUUUUAACAUGACACACAAUAUCUUCAAGCCGCAUUGGUCCAGGUUCCUAGGCCCCGACUCCCCAGAUCCUCGUGAAUUCAAGUACAAACCUACUAACGAACCGAUAUUCACAUCUCCAUACGGUCCCUUUCCGCCUACACCGGAUGACCUCAACAUCCACGAACUUUGCUUCCCACCGAACAAUCCACUGCCUGAAGACUACCCCCUCAUCAUCAAUGCAGUUACGGAGGAAGUCGUCACCCUUCACAGCUUCUAUGCUCGAGUCUGCGCACUCGCACGUGUUUUGCGCCAUGACGGACCAAAUCCACUAGGCUUGGAUAAAAGCCCUAUCGACGAUACCGAAGAGGGCGAGAUUCUAGCGUUAUUCUCACGGAAUCAUAUUCAUUACCCAAUGGUAGCACAUGCGUGUUUCCGGUCGCAAUUAGUGUUUGGCGGCAUCAGUCCAGCCAGUACACCGUACGAACUAUGGUGGGUACUCAGAAAGAUGCAAAUAACGAGUAUCAUGUGCCAUGAGACACUACUCCCAGUUCUGAAAGAAGCAAUCAAACUAGGACCCGGAGAUAGCGACAAUCUCCCCUUGAAACUUAAACUAAACCCCGCAAAGAUCAUUGUACUGAGCGAUGAUCCGAAACUCGAUACCGUCUCCGGAUACCGUACAAUAGAGUCACUUGUACGAGAAGGCUCGCAGCUCCCCGAACACCUACGCAAACUCCAUGGCGGAAAACGAAUGGCCUACCUUUUUCAAUCCUCCGGCACAUCGGGCCUCCCAAAGGCAAUGAUGAUAACCCACACCAACGGCCUGCACUCCGGCCUCCAAUCCCUCAUCACCUCCGUCCAAGCCGCCCGCUUCACCGACAACCCACCCCUAGCCCCCGUUACCACUUUGGGCGUAAUCCCCAUGUACCACUCCUACGGCAUGAUAGUCUGGAUCCUCCGCAUCAACCUCCUCAAAAACACAACCAUCAUGCUUCCAAAAUGGGACUUGCCCCUCGCUCUCCGCAGCAUCCAGACGUACAAAAUAACGCAUUUACAUCUCGUCCCCCCGCUCGUCCGCCAACUCGCCCAAAGUCCCUUAACAGAGAAUUACGAUUUGAGUUCCGUAGUCAGCGCUGGCAGCGGCGCUGCGUAUCUCCCUCCAGACGUGGCGUACCAGCUCGCUAAGAAACUGCCGCAGGGAGCUGCGACACCGAUUCCCAGCGGUUACGGACUCAGCGAGGCGGCUAGCAUCGCUAGUCCGGGUGUCAACGGGAUUUUUGGACUGGAGCCUGCAUUGCCCGGUACGAUUGGGUACUUACUACCUGGCAUGUCUGCACGAGUUGUCGAUCCAGACACAUUGAAAGAUGUAGCCAAGGGUGAGAAAGGCGAGCUCUGGGCGCGAGGAGCGGUUGUGACGCCUGGGUAUUUUAAAGAUGCAAAGGCGACGGCUGAGCUGUUUGCAGAGCCGGGGUGGCUGCGGACGGGGGAUUUGGUGAUGCGGGAUGAGUGGGAUCGGAUUCAUUAUCUUGAUCGGAUUAAGGAGAUGAUUAAGGUGAAGGGGUUGCAGGUUGCGGCGACGGAGGUGGAGGAUACGCUGCUGGAUCAUCCUGAGGGCCUUGUAAGGGAUGCGUGUGUUGCAGGUGUUGAUAAUGGGAGGGGCGAUGGGUCGUUGUUUGUUCGUACGUGGAUUGUUCUUACGGCAGAAGGGGUGAAGCAAGGGGAGGAAGAAGUAGCGAGGAAGCUGCAUGAAUGGGUUCAAGAGCGGUUGAGUCGGCAUAAGUGGUUGACUGGUGGGAUUGAGGUGGUUGAUUCGAUACCCAGGACGCCAUCUGGAAAGAUGCUGAGACGUGAGAUGAGGGAUCGAUAUCAUGAGCUGAUGAAGAACAGUGGCAAAGCUAAACUGUAAUUCAAAACAUUGAUAUAUAUUGAUGAACCUAGCACUCAAUACCUCAAAUAAAACCUUCAACUCUCAGGCUUUCAUACAAUAAACUCCCCACAAGACCUCCAUGCCGUCUUGUGGCGUCCGAGGCAACCGACAGUACCAUACCCCAACCCUAGACAAUCUGAUCCCCGAAUCUCCUUCACUGUUCCUCCUUGGUAACUUUCUUCUCCCUCUUCCCCUUCUUCUUCUUACUCUUCCUCUUCUCAUCAGACACAGCUUCAUCCUUCUCCUGCAUCAUCUCACCACCCUCAUCACUACCCUGAAACCCCUCCCAAACCUUAUCCUCAACCUCCAGACUCUCCUUACAUGUACCAUUCUUCCGCCCCUCUACCUCUGCAAGCUUAGCCGCCAACUCCAUAUUCUCCUUAACCAGCACCUGAUCCCUCCUCUUCUUAUCCCUCGCCCUCCUCUUCAAAUUCCUAACCUUCCUCCUCUCCGCCUGACCAUCCUUACUCUC
Molecule: messenger RNA, 2379 nt
Organism: Bipolaris sorokiniana ND90Pr
Lineage: Eukaryota; Fungi; Ascomycota; Dothideomycetes; Pleosporales; Pleosporaceae
Exons: 2
Coding region: 12-1886 (624 amino acids)
Biological process (GO): secondary metabolic process
Molecular function (GO): CoA-ligase activity
Source: RefSeq, a predicted model, not a curated record